GAGCAACUGGACAGAAAAAAAAACAACUGAACUGUAAUUAGGUGCCAUUAUUAUUUCAUACCAAAUUGCACACGCUUUUUAGAUAAAAUCUUCAAAAUAUAAACGCCCGAAAUGUUCGCCUCCGCUUGGCGCAGCGUGGCCACUUCAGUGGAGACUCAGUUGACCGCCACUUACUUUCGAGGUUCGUCCAGCAAUCUGCGAUUGCGUCUGCGGCUGGCGGUUCCUCAUCCGGAUUCCCCUGGUUUUGGAGCAAUUCGAAGACGAUUUCUGGCUGUGCCCGUCUGUCAAAGUCUCGUCAACCUGCAAAAACUGCGCAAAGUCGGCUUUAGAGGCAUGCAUAGCACUUUGGAGGACGUCAAGCUGGAAGGCAUGGAGAUUAAAAUCCUGCCUGCCCUGCAGGAUAACUAUAUGUAUCUUAUUGUGGACGGAAAAACAAGGGAAGCAGCCGUUGUGGAUCCUGUUGAGCCGGAAUUGGUCAUAAAGACAGUACAGGAGGAGAAACUGACGCUCAAAAAGGUGCUGACCACGCAUCAUCACUGGGAUCAUGCUGGUGGCAAUGAAAAGCUAGUGAAGCUCUGGGAACAGCAAUUGGAUGUUUAUGGUGGCGAUGAUAGGAUUGGCGCUUUAAACAAAAAGGUGCAGCAGGAUGACACCUUCACCAUUGGCAGCCUGAAUGUCAAGUGCUUAUCGACUCCUUGUCACACCACCGGACAUAUUUGCUACCACGUCACUGCACAGGAUGGAAAUGGCGAGGGAGCCGUCUUCACUGGUGAUACACUUUUCCAGGGCGGCUGUGGACGCUUUUUCGAGGGUACUCCUGAUGAAAUGUACGAGGCACUGUGCACCAAGCUCUCCGCUCUGCCGGAUAGCACGAAAGUCUUCUGUGGCCACGAGUAUACGCUGCAGAACAUGAGCUUCGCCCGUCACGUGGAGCCGGACAACGAGGUCAUCCAGCAGAGGAUCGAGUGGGCUAAGCAUCGUCGCGCCUCGCAGGAUCCCACGGUGCCCUCGACCAUUGGCGAGGAAAAGUCCUGGAAUCCCUUUAUGCGCGUCCACGAGGCCACUGUGCAGAAGCAUGCCGGUGGGGCCACCGAUCCCAUCGUCACUAUGGGCAAGUUACGCAAGGAGAAGGACAACUUCAAAGCCUAAUUAUAUAUUGGGGUUUUUUUAAAUAACGUUUGAACAUGUGAUUUAAUAUUGGAAAUAAUGGUUAAUAAAAUUAACGGUAUAUAUGAAAAAAAAA
Drosophila ficusphila is the source of this 1243-nucleotide messenger RNA. It is a transcript of the gene tzn, whose product is annotated as hydroxyacylglutathione hydrolase, mitochondrial. The coding region runs from base 112 to 1149 and encodes 345 amino acids. Gene Ontology annotation, molecular function: hydroxyacylglutathione hydrolase activity. Lineage: Eukaryota; Metazoa; Arthropoda; Insecta; Diptera; Drosophilidae. The transcript has 2 exons. The record is from RefSeq and is a predicted model, not a curated record.